Messenger RNA from Dermatophagoides pteronyssinus (European house dust mite), 1349 nucleotides. RefSeq lists its product as uncharacterized. Gene Ontology annotation, molecular function: protein binding. The record is from RefSeq and is a predicted model, not a curated record. Lineage: Eukaryota; Metazoa; Arthropoda; Arachnida; Sarcoptiformes; Pyroglyphidae.
UAUUGAUUUGUUUUUAAGUAAAAUAAUGAAUAAUAAUAACAAUGGCUAUCAAUCGAAUGAUAAAUUGUCGAAAAAUUUCAAUGAUAAUGAUGAUCAGGAUGAUAAAAAAUUGUUGAAAAUAAAAACCGUUACUGCUGCUUGUGUUGGUGGUGACAAUAAUCAUUAUCAAUCAUCAUCAAUAAAACAUUUAAUCGAUGCUGCAAUCCAAAAUAAUAUUGAAAUGAUCAAUACUUAUCAUCAAACAUUCAACAUUCCGGUAGAUUCGAUCGAUGAAAAUGGUCAUACUGCAUUGAUAUAUGCAUCAAGAAAUGGCAAUGUAAAUGCUGUACGACGUUUUAUUGAAUUGAAUGCAAACGUUGAUUAUCAAGAACCAUUUGAAUUCAAUACUGCACUUCAUUAUGCUGCACAAUGUGGUCAUACACGUACAGCCGAAUUAUUGAUUAAUUUUGGUAAUGCUAAUACAAAAAUAAAGAAUAAAUUUGGUAAAACACCAUUCGAAUUGGCUAAAGAUUUCGGUCAUGGUAAUAAUAAAAUAAUGAAAUCUUUAUUUAAUAAAAUGAUUAAUUCUUCAACAACAACCGCCGAUAAUAAUAAUAAUAACGAUGAUAAUGAAAAUAUCGGUGGUUAUUUAUCAUUGAUUAAAACGAAAAAAAUGUUUGGCGGUUCAUCGACAAGUAUUGAUUCUGGUUUUCAUUUGAUAAAAAAUGAAUGUUUUGAUUUAAACAACAACAACAACAAUCAUCAUAACCAUCAAAAUGAUUUAAUUACAUCAUCCGAAUCAGCUGCUGCUGCUGUUAAUUGUCAAAAUUCACAAAGGAAAAACAUUUCCUAUCUACCACAUAUAACAUUAUUGGAACGUUUUUCAAAAUUUGGUUGUUAUCGUUUAAUGGGUGAUGGUUAUGGUUUUGAAUUAUUAGCCAGAAAUGGUUCCAUUGCACAAAUGAUUGAUGAAACAUUCGAUAAUUUACAAAUACCAAAAUAUAAUUUUGAAUGGUUGCUGAUUUCAUUGGAAAAAAUCGUUAAUGAUCUACAAUUAAAUGAUUAUAAAUUAACAUCAAAAGAAUAUCAAGAUUUUAAUCAAGAACAACAUACUGAUCCACAACGUGUUAAUAAUCUAUAUGCAUAUAACUUAUGGCGUAAAGAAAAUUUGGAUAAAAUAUUGAAAAUGAUACAAUUUAUUCAAAAUGGUGGUGGUUUUGAAUAUCAGCAUUUGGAAAAUUAUUAACCCAGUGUUAUCACAUAUCAGUCAAUGAAACACUGAAUAUACACUUGAUAUUUGAUUUUAAGAAAAUUUUAAACAAUGUUAUUUUAUUUCUGCCAGGCAAAAUUCUAUUAUAAUUCCGCGGUCU